Alternaria rosae is the source of this 1179-nucleotide messenger RNA. RefSeq lists its product as uncharacterized. Lineage: Eukaryota; Fungi; Ascomycota; Dothideomycetes; Pleosporales; Pleosporaceae. The transcript has 2 exons. The record is from RefSeq and is a predicted model, not a curated record. Gene Ontology annotation, molecular function: acyltransferase activity, transferring groups other than amino-acyl groups. Bases 170 to 940 code for a protein of 256 amino acids.
AUCAGGUGGCUGCAGCUCCGUCUUACACAUACACAUACUGUGGCAGGCCUGAGAAGCAGAAAGAUCCUACAGACCCAACCGCGUACUGUACCGCGGCUUUUAUCUGGCGAUAAAAUGAGGGGCUCGCCCCAGCCCAGGCGGCCGUCCGCCCCGUCCUGCUUCAAACAGCAUGUCGCCAACAUCGUCCUUCAGGGUCAGGCUUGCCGAACUUCGCGACGUUCCACGGGUAACGACUGUCGCUCUUGCCAGUCUACCUGAUGAUCCAGGGUUCGAGUUCAUUUGGAGGUACAGACGCCAAUAUCCUGAUGACAGUCAAUUCUUUUGGUUGCAAGUAUUCAAACAUUACCUCUACCAUCCCAAAAUCACGUUAAUCGUGGCUGAAGAAGUAGCGUCAUUGGAGGAAAAACGCGAAGAUCGGGGCGAAGCAGUAGCAACAAUAUUCGCUUUCGCAUUAUGGGAGAGAAACGGGAAGAGUAUGUUGACACAGGCUCUGACAGACCUGUGGAGUAAGGGCGUGUUUAACGCGCUACACUGUUACAUCACCUUUCUGGAAAACUGGGCUAUAGGCAAGGAGUUCAAGCGGCGCGAUGGCGAUCCGAGGCGCAUGAUGGCCUUCCAGAAAGCGCUGAACUAUUCCCACUCAAAAUAUUGGGAGAAGAUGUAUCCUCAGAAUUACUACCUCGUUCUGCUUGCAACACAUCCAGACUAUCGUCGGCGCGGUGCGGGCACUGCGCUCACUCAAUGGGGUGUUGAUCGGGCUCUGGCUGCUGGCAUUGACGUAGGCCUGGAGGCAAGUCCGAUGGGAUUUCCACUGUACCAGCAUAUGGGCUUCGUUCUGUUGGAGAAUCUGGUAAUUAAGCCGGAUGCGGAUGACGAUCCUGCGAGUAUGCUGCUGAGGGUCAUGGUAUAUGACAAGAACAACAAGUUCUCAAUGGUCUGAUUUUGGGAAUCGUCAGCUUGCGAUUGAGGAGGACCGUAACAUGGGCUUAUUGUGUGUUGAGUUUGGGUGCCAGGUGGGCGCUGAGUCGCCGCUGGGACGGGGGCGGAGGUUAAGACAGCACCCCAAGCGCCGACUGCCCACCAAGCUGCCACCGCGCGGUCGCUGCAUUUCGUUCCUUCUCCAGCAAGCCACACAGACAUGCCACGAGGACCGGGAACGGCGCAACAACAUUCGCUUCU